Daktulosphaira vitifoliae (grape phylloxera) is the source of this 2895-nucleotide messenger RNA. RefSeq names its product ras association domain-containing protein 10-like. The record is from RefSeq and is a predicted model, not a curated record. The coding region runs from base 230 to 1204 and encodes 324 amino acids. NCBI's taxonomy places the organism in Eukaryota, Metazoa, Arthropoda, Insecta, Hemiptera, Phylloxeridae. The transcript has 2 exons.
UAGUGUGCACAUGGGACGAGAGUAUGGUUAGGAGUUCAGGUUUUUUUAUUCGUCGUUGCUUUUUGAAUGAGACUUAUUCAGUGUGUAAACCGCAGUCGACGUCUAACAACCGACUAUCGCCUUAGGUACGAGUGUGCGCGACUUGUUAAACGUGGUAAAUACAAUAAAACGAUUGAUCAAAUAUCGUGAGUUUCUAGUGGAAAAUGAUUAUACAAAUUAAUUCCGAGAGAUGACAAGCGAGAGAAUACCUAUAUGGCUGUAUGACAAAAAACUAUGGAUAAAUUAUGCCGAUCGACGAACAACAUGUGCUGACAUAAUUACCAAUUUAACCGGACAUGAUAGCAAAUAUGUAGUAACAGUGGAAGAAGGUAGUAUUCAUCCAGGAGAAAUGAUAAUUGCUGAACCUGGAGCAAAAAUAUUAAAAAUUUGGCAAAGUUUAGGACUCAAUCAAAAAUUAUGUCUCCAAAAAGUCGGCGGCAGCAGAUUUGCAUCGGAUGACACAUCUGAGCUUAGCUAUGCACAGAGAAAAAAACGAAGGGAAGUUGUUAAAUAUGCUUCAAGAACAGUCCAUCCUAAACGAUUAAGUAAUACCCAAGCAGCAGAAGAACUAUUGAAAAUUAUUUUAGAACAAAGCGACACAAUUAGAACUCAAUUGAAAAAAUUACAAGAUCGAGACAAAAAAAUUGAAAAAAUUGAAACCGACACACAUAAAACUAGGUCAAAUGUACUGGGAACAAAUUAUUUAUUAGAAGCAUACAUGGGCGAUGAUAAAGAAGAAAAGGAUAGUGGCAUAGCAGAAGGGGCUGCCAGUAUUGAAAAUGAUGAAGCAGAUUUUUUGGAAGCUAUCACUUAUUUAGAGCAAAUCGUCAAGAUUAAUAAAAAGCUGUGUGAACACGAAGAAAGAUUAAUAAGAUUAUUUGUAAAUAUUGAAAGAUGUCGGGAUAAAGAACAAUUAUUAAAUGAACUACAACGAGUUGAUACUCAGAUAAAAGAAGCUGAACAAAUGUUCUAUGAAAAUUCUGAGCUAUUAAAUAACAGUGAUAUUAAUUUACGAAAUAGACUAGGUUAUAUUGAACAGUUACAGUAUGAAGCAGCUAUUGUAGACAGUGAAAAUGAAUACUUAAUGAGUUUCAUUGAAAAUAAUAACAGACAACAAAGUAAAAUUGAAAAUCAUUCAUACCGUACACUUGAUACUCUGGUUUAAUCUGAAUACAUAUGAAUAAUAAAUCUGUAUAUAAUUAAAUUAUAGUCACUUUUUAUUGUUGAUUAAUAGUUACUGUUGAAAAUAUAUUAAUAAUUUAAAACAAUUGACAUGACAUUGAGUUGUUCAAGUUUUAAUACAUAUUUUUAAACAAGAAAUUGAAUUCUUAAUAAUAGAAAUUUCUGAGGUAGCCUUGAAAGUAUAAAAUGUCAAUCUCAAAAGCUAAAUAAUAUGAUAAAAAAUCUUUUUUUUAGAUGACUGUAGGAUAUAAUAUGUACAUUAACAAUAUAAAUUGAUCUAUACUUUCUUCAACUUAACUCAUCAACAUAAAUACAUUUUUUUAAUAGUAAUUAUGGGGUAUAUUAAAAAUAUUUUUGGUUUUCAAUUAUUGAUAUUAACAAAAUAAAACAAUGUAUGCUUUUAAACUUGAUAAAAAUACUAUGAAUUAUUUAACUAUGACUUAUCAUGUUCCUAAGUCCGUUUUUAAUUUGUUAUUACCAAUUUUUAUUAAUAAAAUAAAAAAUAUAUUUUCUAUCAUACAUAGUCAAUAUAAAAUAUAUAUCCACACCAAACAUUAUGUUUUAUGUAAUUAAGUAUUCAUUUUAUAAUAAUUAAAAAAUAAUUUCUUAAUUUAGAAAAACAGUACAAAAACUUUGAUAGUAUGAACAAAUACUGUGAAUGAUCGAAAGAAUAUAAUUAAUAUUACAAGAAAAUAAUAAAGUGAAGUUUACAAUGUAUUUGUGUAUAUUGUUUAUAAUUUCUUUAUCCAAACAAAUUUUUUUGUGAAAAAUAAUAUUUUCAAUAAGUUAUUUUAAAAGCCAUAUGAUAUUUUAUAAAAUAUUUCUUCACUCAGUUUCCAUAGCAACAGCAGGUAUCGGAUCCUGAGGUCCUUCAGGUCCAUCUUGAGGUGGCUGAGGUCCACUUCCAGUUGAUUCAGCUGAAGGAGCAGGUGCUCUUCUUUCUUCCCCUUCAAUUAGAGAUAACUUAGUUUGUGUUUUUUCUUCAUCAUAAAUUUCAAAUUGUUGACCUUUACCAACGACAGCAAUAGAAACAUUCUAUUUGAAACAUAAACAUUGAUAAAUUAGUUGUUUACAAGAAAAAUAAGGAUUAAAAACUUAAUUACCUUUGAAUUUAAAUUAAUAUCAUUAGGUAAUGUAUCUCUCAAAGCUCUCAUUCCAUGUUUUAGUAAUUCUUCCAGAGAGCAUUCUUUAAAUGCAUCUAAAUUCCUUUCUAAAUAUGUACGAGCACUCUGUGAUCGUGAUCCAAUAGCCAUAGCUUUACAAUCAGUGUAGUUUGCAGAUGGACAAGUUUGAAAAAUAUGAGGACCAUUAUCCUGUUAAAAUAAAAAUAAAAAUCAUAAAUUACAAAAAAAAAAUCAUCUUUUAAAAAAUUAAUUACAAAAUAGAAAAAAACAGUCAAAAUGAAUAAUAAAAAUGAAAAAAAAAAAUAGAAAUUAUUUAACAGUGCACUAACAUUAAAACAUACAUAGUAUUAAAAUAUUUGUAACUCAAUAAGUACUUAUCCUAAAAUUUGUUAUCAACUCUACAACAUUUUUGUAAGAAAAGCUAAAAAAUGGCUAUUUUUAAGUUUCAAAAAAAUAAUAAAAAAAUAUGUUUUAAAUGUAAUUCAAAACUAGAAAAAUUAUUUAAAAAAAAAAGAUCCAGCACAGUGGGGUCGUGGCAUAGUUGGGUCUA